AUAACCCCAUUGUGCAAAUCCAUCUCUCUCACACCUACUAGUUCGUCUGUAUAGAGAGGCUGCCAAGACUUACAGGCCCUACACACACACACGCCUUCAAUAACAAUUUACUUCUUCUUCUUCAAAAUUAACACUUCAAUUCCCUCACAUGCUCUCUCACACUCUCCACUCUUGAGCGGAAAAAAAGUUAUUCUCUAUUUUCUGGAUCUUCCUCCUUGUCUCCGAAAGUGCUAGGUGAUGGAAGAGCUCAACAAGGUGCUCAAAUCAUUCUGCAAGCAAAAACAUCACUUAUCGAUAAUAACAGCCACAAAUGAGAUCCACGAGAGAUGAUCUUUUCUCAAUUAAGUCUUUCUAUAAACAUACUACUUGAAAGGAAACGGUGACUUCCCUUACACUUCAAUUGGGUUCCCAGAGCUUCAAGGAAAAUGUCGUUCUUCACUUGAAAAAAAGCAUGGAAAGUCAUCCUCACAGCAGAGUUUGAGGAAUACAAUUUAUAAAAGUUGGUGUUUCAUAUGCAAGACUACAGUAGAGAAUGUUAAUAAUUAAUGCUUUGAGGCAAACAUGUUAUGCAUUGUGCGAAAGGUGCUUGAAACUGAAUGGGUGACAUCAAGAAUGGUUUGGGAGAUACCAUUAGGGUGGAAGUUUAGAAGGAAGAGGCUGAGAAUGAGAUUGUUGAAUUAGUUCCUUUGUUUCAUGCGGAUAAUAUGAACAAGAACAAAUAGAAGAGCAUUUGAAGGAGUUAAAAUUAGUUCCUUUGUUUCAUGUGGAUAAUAUGAACAAGAACAAAUAGAAGAGCAUUUGAAGGAGUUAAAAGACCCUUCUAAAUAGUUUCAGGUGGGUAUUUUUUGUUGCACCCGGCAAGUUCAGUCAUCCCACAUGGAAAUUGAUGGCAGACUUGCAAUAUAAUUUGUGUCUGUUAAAGGUUCAUGGAUAUUAUUGUAAAUCAUCCUCAAUUAGGCAAUGCUUAGGUGAUACCAUCGGAUAUUUGUCCUUCACUGGUGCACAUUUGGAUGGCUAAAUCGGUUUGGCUGUCCUUGGACGUGAUGCCAUGGCUGUUCACCACGAGAAGUUGCAGUCGCAUGCUGUAUAAAGUCAAAGCUAGUAGAAGUUGGAAAGUCUGGAUAGCAACAGAGGUAGGAGAGAAGAACAGAGAUAGUAGUAGAAGAAAGGGCUAUUAUUCAGCCCCACCGAAUUAGUCAAAAGAAAUUUGGGUCCCUUUAUUACGAAGAAUAACUUGGGAAUAUGCGUCGGAGGUUAUUGGAAGAAUUGAUAGACCUGUCAUGAAUUAAUUCAUCAAGUGCAGUAAUUGACCUAGAUAAGAUUUAUUUCAGCUGUUUCUGAAAAGGCAAACGCACCCAUUUAGUAUAUAAGCAUAUCCACUGAUGAUGCAAGGUUGAAUUGAAGUUCUUUUGGUCAAAGCGUCUUCGGACAUGAGUGCUGGAAGCACAAUGUUAUAUUUAGCUAGCAAAAUGGUUGUAUCUUCUAUGAUCGUGUAUUAGCUGGCAGCAUCAGAUGUACACUUUAAGUAAUGCCCCUAGGAUGCCACAUAACUUCUCACCGGUUGUUCCAUUCAUCUGCAUGCGGUAUUCUAGCCACUAAGUUGUUUGUGACGAGCGGUGGUGUGAAGUCUGUCACUAAUUGGAUGAUUGAUUAACUCCAUUGAUGCUUCAUCCCGCUCAAAAUACUUGCUGCUUCCAUUUUUGUGAAAGGCCAGACAUCAUUCAAUUCAUAGUAAAUUAGAAAUUUAUGUGGCUGGCCACUAGAACUUGUAGAAGAACCAAGUGAAGCCGGACCAUUGGUUUCUACUCAUGGUUUGAUGUGAUUUUAAGUUUUCCGGUCUCUGCCCUUUGGAAGCCUAACCAAACGGAAUUCAGUUGGGAAUAAAGAACUUUUCCAACAGUCAGUAGUGCUUGACUAUGACGAUUUGGAGAUAUGAACAGAUUUGUUGUUAUCUUUAAGUGGUCUUAAAAGAUAUGUUUCAUGACAGAAAUUAAAUAUUGCUGAUAUUUGCUAUCAAGGGCCACCAUGGGUGAAAGUGAAAAAAGGCGAAAGUCUCUGUGGGAUGCUGAAGAACCAAAUAGUACGAAUUAUGAGGAAUGGGGAGCUCCAAAAGCCGACAAUUUAUGGCAGUCCAAGAGUAGAUCUGAUUGGUUGUCUGGGGACAAUGUUACAGGAACAGAAGAGCUGAGGAAGGAAAACUACCAUUAUAAGAGCAUGUCUCCAGCUUUUGAAAGGCGGGGAAGGCGAAGCAAUAGCCACUCUCCAGAUAAUGGUCGGACCCAGCCUCGCAGAUACUCCGGGAGAGCCAGGAGUAGGAGCAGGAGCAGGAGCAGGAGCCGGGGAAGGGGAGAAGGCAGGAGCAGGAGUCGCAGCAGGGGACGAGAUAGGUUUAGGACCAGUAGCAGGAGCAGAAGCAGGGACAGGGGCAGUAUGAGAGUUCAGAAUAGGAGUCGUAGUCCUCUCCAUAAUUAUAGACGUGAUUCAUAUGUAUCUGGUGAUAGAAGAACCGGCCUUCGUACAUCUUCCCAGGUAUGCAGAGAUUUUCCAGCGGGGAAGUGUAGGAGAGGUAGUGACUGCAGGUUCAUUCAUCCAGAUGCUGCCAAUCAUAGGGGUGGAGGUCAUUCAGAAGACAAUGUGGCAGAAAGAUUGGGUAGUCGACCAGAGCGUGGACAUAUCUCGAGGUAUACUGAUAUUGAAGGUCCUGGGUACCAAUCAAGGGAUAGGCUUCCUGACGUGCAUCAUUUGGAGGAUGAACUGCACAGAAACCGGAGUAGAGGUACAAUUACUUGCAGGAAUUAUGUGAAAGGCACCUGUCGCUGGGGUGCAUCAUGCAAAUUUUCUCAUGAUGGUGCCUCGGGUGAUAACUACGACAAAGGCACUCGAAGUGCAUCCUUUGAUCAUGGUCAGGACAACCCAGCAAGCAGAUCCGGAAAGUCACUUUGUGAGUACUUUGCAGCUGGGAAGUGCUACAAGGAUAAUUGCAAAUUCUCUCAUGAUGCCUCAUCAAGAAAUCAUGAAAUUAGACACUCAGAUAACACUGGUGGCCAUAGGUUUAAUGACAAGAAUAAUUGGUUGAAUGCUCCGAAGUGGGAUGAUGAAGGAAGGACCUCAGACCUUGUAAAGGCUAGUGGGUGGGAUGAAACUGCUCCGAAGUGGGAUGAUGAAGGAAGGCCCUCAGACCUUGUAAAGGCUAGUGGUUGGGAUGAAACUGCUGUGAGAAAAGAUACUGCUGUCUCAGUUCUUACAGAUAGGACCAAUGAAAGGCCCGGCCAUAGUUUCGAAAAUGAGAACAGAGCCUGGGGAAGCACAGAACCACAAUUUAUGAAUUCUGAGAGACAGAGAGCUGCUUCUCCUCACAGGGGGAGUGCUGGUCAUCUUAAUACUUUGAACAUUUCGGAAUCUUCGGUUAUACAAAACUUUACAAAUGCUCAAGAUAUUCAUCUCACUUCCCAAGCUUCUGAUCUAAAUAUGGAGAGAACUUCAGCACAUGUCCUUGGGCAUAAAUCAAAUCAAGGUUCUUCAGGCAUCAUUCUUUCUACCAUAGACACUCAGCCUUAUGGAUCUGGUGGAUCUUUUGUAGAGACACAGGGACUGACAGACGAUAGCAUUGCCAGAACACUUGGCUCUAAUGUAGUAAAUGAAUUUAUGAAUAGUAGAGAUAGUGUCCAUCACGUCGGUUUGCCUGGUCAGAGCUUCAGUGGAACAGGUAUUGGUAUGAAGUCUGAACAUUCUGCAGUUCUGAAUGGAGCACACCAAGAACCGAAUGUGUUCUUACCUAUCCGAUCAACUGGUCACAAUAAGAGAGAAGCACCUGGCACACCAGAGAUGCUGGAAUUCAAAGUCCCUCAAAAUCUUUCCGGUACUGUUACUGGUGAGCAAGUACACCAAAUGGAAACCUCUCCGACAUCUAUGAUAAAGAAAUUUGAGGAAGGACUACGAGAAGCCCAGCUUCAAAGUGUCUUAAAUCCCUCUGGUCCAUCUGGAAUGCUACCUUCAAAUCCCAUUUCUUCACUUGUUCAUGCUCUAUAUGGUCAGACCAAUCCAGAGAUGAGGGUUCCAGAUAAUUACCAUCCCCCAGAUGGCUUUGAGCUGAAUACAUCUGGCAACUUGCCUAACAAUUCGUUCCAUUUGGAUAGAGACAGUAAUAAGGCUCCCAUGGAGCAAAUGAAUCAAUCAUAUGCUGUUGAUCCUGAACUUGGAAAUAAUGAUCAAAUUGAUGAAGUGAAGCAGCAGGAGAAUAAAUUAGUUGAAGUCAAUGGAAAAGAUAAAUUAGCUCUUGAGGAGUCCAAGGAUGGGCUAGAAAAUAAUCAUCCAGGAGCUAUGCAUAUGCAAGCAAAGAUUGAGGAGGGAAGCUGUAACAAAGAUGAAAAGGCGAUGCGAUUAUUCAAAAAUGCUCUUAUAGAGUUUGUUAAGGAGAUCCUGAAACCCACUUGGAAAGAAGGUAAGAUGAGCAGAGAGGUUCAUAAAACAGUUGUUAAGAAGGCGGUUGAUAAGGUGACUAGUGCAAUGCAGGCAGAACAAGUCCCUAAGACGCAAGAGAAAAUAGAUCAAUAUCUGUCCUAUUCAAAGCCUAAAAUUGCCAAACUUGUACAGGCAUAUGUAGAGCGACUUCUGAAGAAUGAAGCUUGAGAUGCCGUGUUUAUAUUUGUUCUCCUUUUUCUUCUGGAAAAAUCAAAUUCGUUAAGGAUUUGAUUUUCCAACAUGCACUGAAAGUUUAGCUAUGUCAGAUAUCUUUGUUUUGGUGAAGUCGCAUCUGCAGUAGUUUGAUAGAAUUGGUUUUGCAAGCAGUUAUCUGUUAUUCCUACCAUUUAUUUUCUGAUUUACUUUUGUUUGAGCAUUAUAUGUAAUUGGUUUUCCCUUUUUACAGAUUCAAUUACAUGGUAGUUUCCUUUCUUA
Messenger RNA from Capsicum annuum, 4896 nucleotides. RefSeq names its product serine/arginine repetitive matrix protein 5. Lineage: Eukaryota; Viridiplantae; Streptophyta; Magnoliopsida; Solanales; Solanaceae. Gene Ontology annotation, molecular function: metal ion binding. Bases 2026 to 4629 code for a protein of 867 amino acids. The transcript has 5 exons. The record is from RefSeq and is a predicted model, not a curated record.